Pecten maximus is the source of this 1867-nucleotide messenger RNA. RefSeq lists its product as uncharacterized. The transcript is spliced from 3 exons. The coding region runs from base 72 to 845 and encodes 257 amino acids. NCBI's taxonomy places the organism in Eukaryota, Metazoa, Mollusca, Bivalvia, Pectinida, Pectinidae. The record is from RefSeq and is a predicted model, not a curated record.
ACGAGACUCCAUCGAUUGAUUGUGUGAAUAAACUUCACAGUCUUCAAGAUGUCGGGGAAAUUCAAUGGAAAAUGAAAUGCACGAAACGUUUCUGUGGAAAAGUGGCCUUUAUCAUUGAUGUUACCAACUUUCUUCAAAGUGAUCACAGAAAAAGUAAAAAAAGCAGAUUUAAUCCUGAAUUCGACGUAAAAGGUUCCGCUGAAUCUCGAAGAUCACAGGAUGAACCCUUUCUACCAGCUGACAAAGAAUCAUUGCGACGUCUUGUGAGUGGGCUUGGUAGACGAAAGAACAGAGAGAAACUGAUGCAAUUGUUAGGUCAAUCAACAAUCACUUUUGAUUCUGGAAACCAGGAGCUACUUGUUGACGCUUUAUCGGACAUCCAACAGAGGGAUCGUACGUCAUUUUUGACAAACAUCAGCAUGUCUUUAGCUGAAAUGCAGAUGCCAUGUAACGAGGACAUAAGUUAUUUCUUCUUGAAUAUUGGCAACCCGGUGACACCCUCUUCGAUAAUUGAAUCGGACAAAAGAAAAUGCUUAGCAUUCCCUUAUGAAGACCAAGACGAGACCCAACCAAAAGAAAUCCUUUAUCAUAGGUCAGAUUCAGAUGUACACGCGAAAAGACGUCAUCCAGUUGAAAAUGCUGAUUUUGGAUUUCAAGAGGAGCACAAUUCAACAGCCGCCAAGACACGCAAUGGGACAUAUCUACCACCGAACACAUCUGGGGAUAUUUCGGAUCAAACAAUGACACUAUCAGGGCUCGGUGUAGGGGCUACAGUAGAAGGGGUGCAAUUGGGGCAGCCGUCAAGCGCUGCUGGUGAUGCAAUUGAAAUCGAUAAAUAUUUGUAAAAGUUGAUAUGACUAACCGUAUGCACACCAUUUCAACAAAUCAGUAUUUAUCAAAGUCAAGUUGGAACACUUGAACAUUCGUGCAUGAGUAUGUAAGCUCAAAGACAAAAACAAUGGAGGUAGUAAUUUUGAUAACAACAAUCGUAACGAUGUUGAGUUAGAGUUCUUUGCUUGUGUCUGACAUUGGAAUUGACCACUGUGACUGUAACGUUUUAAUGCGUGAUACUGAAACGUAGGGCCAUCUUCUACUUUAUGAAAUACUAGAUGGCUGCGAGAGGUAUCUUACCACUGAAAUUAAAAUUGCAUUAUCUAUUUUGUAAUAACAAACACAAUUCCAUCAUGUUUAUCUUUCUUAAAAAAAGUGUUUUCUAGCUGAUUGUGUAAUCAAAAUAUUAGAUAAAUUGUUAAUACUAAUCUACACUCUUUUUUAUUGAUUGAUCUUGUUUAGAUUUCAAAUAUAUUCAAAUAUUGCGGAUCUGUUUAACCUGAUGUUUGCUUAAUUACAUAUAUUUACUUUUAUUUCAACAUGAGAUCAUGUAGGGAUUUUUUUUAACUUAAAAUGUUUUGAAGCAGUUUGAAAUUGAAGUACAAUUAAAGUACGGGUUUAUUUUUUAAUCAAACUUUGAUUUCAAAUUACUUAACCUCAAAUUACGUAAAGUAAUUUAAAGGAUUCAUGAUCUAUUUUUAUGCGUUAAUGAAAUCUUGGAUUACUUGGCCCUGUAUUUGUUGAGACGAGGACGUAUCUAAUACUGAGAACGUAGUUGCUUCCCUUUUAUAAGAACACCUCGAACAUUUGCUAUGUACAUGAAUUGGUCCAUAUUCCCGUCAAAAUAUACAUCUGUCUUUUAGAGGUUUUGAAUCGACAUGGCAGCCAUCUUGAAAAACACAUUUUAAACCUCUUCUUCAGUUCAACUGUUGCCAUUAAGCUGAAGAUUAGUGAGGAUGUUAUUGUAAAAACUUUGACAGGGCAGCCACGGCGGCCAUUUUGUAACAUGAUUGCAAAAUCAUAGUUUUCCUGAACA